Messenger RNA from Galendromus occidentalis (western predatory mite), 453 nucleotides. RefSeq lists its product as uncharacterized. NCBI's taxonomy places the organism in Eukaryota, Metazoa, Arthropoda, Arachnida, Mesostigmata, Phytoseiidae. The coding region runs from base 1 to 453 and encodes 150 amino acids. The transcript is spliced from 3 exons. The record is from RefSeq and is a predicted model, not a curated record.
AUGGCCUCGUUCUCUCUAGUCAUAUUAACAUCCACAAUCGUAAUUUGCUGCAGACGUCAAAGCAGACUCCUCGUCCUCAAAAUGGGCAAACAGAUUCCUCGAGCUCCUCCACUCAAGACCGCAGUACAAGACGCGACUGGAAUCAUCCAGCCUGACGUGAUGUUCUUCGCUGGAGGGAUACACGAAAGCAAUGCAGCGAAACCGGGUGCAAUGGCGGCGUUAAUCCCAGCGACCCUGGUGGGUGCUGCGGUACAAGGAUUGACUUUCUCACCAGAAGCUCCGAUAUUGACGCCUCUGAAACCUCUUUCACCGGCCUAUCAGGCAUCCCAGCCAAUUCAAUUGAAAACAUCCAGGUACUUGGGCACCCUAAGCGAGGAGCUGGCUCUACCUCCGGGUUAUCUUCAACAAAGAUUGAAAAUUCAAAGCCAAAUGACACCCGUCCACUCGUCGUAA